Messenger RNA from Paecilomyces variotii, 836 nucleotides. RefSeq lists its product as hypothetical. The transcript is spliced from 3 exons. Lineage: Eukaryota; Fungi; Ascomycota; Eurotiomycetes; Eurotiales; Thermoascaceae. The coding region runs from base 120 to 716 and encodes 198 amino acids. Gene Ontology annotation, molecular function: ubiquitin binding. The record is from RefSeq and is a predicted model, not a curated record.
CUUAUCUAUCUGUGCCAUCAAGAGGAAAAUAGAAAGGCAGCGGUAUUCACGCUCUACGGCAUCAGGCGCUAACCUUGCGUGUCAUACCACACUCAUUCAGCUCUGUCGCCCCUCCGAGAAUGACGGACGAAGAGCCCUCGUUGAACAUUCCUUCACUCCUUACACUCGCCGUCGUUUCAUUCUUUGUGAUUCGAUGGUUCUUCAACCGUGAUAGUGGUGCAGACGGCGCAAGGCCGGGAGAAGCGCUGGGUCGUACGCGGAGGAGGGUCGAUCCGGCGCAUGUCGAGCAGAUAUCGCAGAUGUUCCCGCAACUCAACAGGCGUGACAUCAUGUGGGAUUUGCAGAGGAAUGGAGGAAGCAUGGCAGCGACUACAGAGAGAAUAUUGACUGGUAGAGGACUGGAAGUGCCCCCGCCCUCCUUCCAGCCCCAGAUCCCUGUUCCUACCACCAGCACUGCAACGACUCAGAAUCCUUCGGCCUCCGGGUCGUCCGCGAAGCCGCAACCCCAAGACCUCAUAUCGCGCUACAACCUCGCAUCGAAGAUCGCAUCGGAGAAUGACAGAGACUCAUCAGAGACAUCCCCGUCGGUGGAUAGCGCAUGGUCACAGAGCAAGAGUGAGCGACAACGGCUCCUCCAGAAGCGGAGGGAUGAGAUGAUCCUGGCGGCGAGGAGAAAGUUACAGCAGAAGGAUAAGGAAACAAUGAUGGCCGCCUAAUGUGGGCAUUCUGAAUGUGAACAGCUCUUCUAUCGUUUCCUCGCAAGCUGGCUUCUCUCAUCUAUUUGAUAGCAAGAGCGCGCAUGCUGUAUGGCGUUUCAUUGGAAUGAUCUUUUUAUU